Toxoplasma gondii ME49 is the source of this 4115-nucleotide messenger RNA. RefSeq names its product ATP-dependent Clp endopeptidase, proteolytic subunit ClpP domain-containing protein. The coding region runs from base 1044 to 3413 and encodes 789 amino acids. Gene Ontology annotation, biological process: protein quality control for misfolded or incompletely synthesized proteins. The transcript is spliced from 4 exons. Gene Ontology annotation, molecular function: serine-type endopeptidase activity; ATP-dependent peptidase activity; ATPase binding. The record is from RefSeq and is a predicted model, not a curated record. Lineage: Eukaryota; Apicomplexa; Conoidasida; Eucoccidiorida; Sarcocystidae. Gene Ontology annotation, cellular component: endopeptidase Clp complex.
CAGCGGUUCCUCGAUUUAAUCAAGGAAAGAAGAAGCUUUUCUUCAUUCUGUAUGUCCUACAAAUGCAGCCUUACCGGCAGAUGUCUAUAUAUCUGUACGCGAAGACACAGUUCAACUCCUACGCAGUCGAUUUCUCUCGUGAAUGUGCAACGUGCAUCUGCUCGGGUGUACAUACACAGUGUAACUGCGAUGACGCCUUCUUGGACAUGAACGCCAGGGCAUCUGGUCGGGGAGACAUGCGGCUCUCUCGAUCUCUGGAGCUCCACAGUUCACAAAGUUCUGUGUUUCCUCGAUAUAAGUCUUUCUUGAUGCGCGCGUCUUCGUGCAUGCGCAGAGAAGGGAGAGGCGCCGAAACCUUUUGUCCAAGAUGAAGCUUCUCAAAUGGUCUUCGCUGACAUCUCCACGUCUCCGGCAUGGACGGAGUUCAUCUUCAGCUUUAGGCCUUCGGAGUUUCUUCCAGGUGAAACUUUGCCCCGUACGGCCGCGAACGACACUCUCGUCUUCUUGCUCGCUCUGAAAAGUUUCCAAAAGUUCUUUCGCAGCGUGGAGCGGCAUGUCUUCUUUCUCUUUCCCUUUGCCUCGUUCUUCUCCAUCUUAUUCUUCACUGUCUGUUUCAUCUUCUUCAUCUUCGUCCUCGUCCUAUUUAUCUUCUGUUUUGUUUUCUCCUUUGUUCUCUGCUUCGUCUUUCUUUUUUUCUUCUUCCUCUGUGUAUCUUCGUCUUUCUCUCUUCUAAUUUACUCCUUCUUUCGUCUGUCUAUUUUCUUCUGCGCGUAUGUUUGCCUUUUCAUCAUCUCCGGUUUCUUCUCUGUCUUCUGCCUUGUCUUCUUCUCCUUGCUCUUCCGCUUCUUUUUUAUCUCUUCUGCGUGGUCUCUCCCUCUCCUGUCUCCGAUCUGUUCUCCCGGUGGACUUUUGCUUUUUCGAGAUCCUCUUUCGGAAAAGAGAAAGCUUUUCACUGCUCGCCUGGGGGAGACGGGUGUCAGAAGUUCCAGGGUGCAAGUGGGCGUUUUGAGUCUCCAUCUCACAAAACGCUUGUCUUCUUCCUCAUGCUGCUUCCAUCCUCUUCACACAAUGCGCUGCCUUUGCGACCUUCGCUGCACCCGCGGGGCCUUUCCUCUCCUCGUUUUCUUCUUUUUCUUUUUCUUGCUCUCCCUGUGCUUCUCCCUCUCGGCGUCUCUCACUCUCUCCCUCUCACCCUUCCCAGUCCGAACUCCCCAGCGGUCUCUCUGCGUUUUCCUCUCUCUUCUUCCUCUUCCCUAGCUUCUUCUUCUGCCUCUCCUCUCUUCUCGUUCUCUCGUUUGUCUCGCCUUCGUUCCUCUCUCUCACCUCAUCCCUGUUCUCUCACUCCCGUUUCUUCGUGUUCCCGCGCAGCUGCGGAUGUGGAUGGUCUCUCUUUUUGUCCAGUUUCUGUUGCUCCUCUAACUCCGCGCCACUCUGUCUCUUUGGCUGUGUCGCCUCUCUGCCGCUCGCGCAAGCGGGACGUUCGCGGCGUCGAGCCUCGCUUUCUCCCUCGUUUCCUGUUGCUCUCUGGAGCCUCGGCUUCGCGGAGAGCGCGUCUUUCUUGCCGCGACGCAAACGCACAGUCCGGUCUCGCCUCUGCCCUUCCUUCUUCUCUGUGGGGGCCGCUCUUCGUGGCGACGAUUGCCGCGGUGCCGUGCUCUCUGCGCUGCCUGAAUAUCGCAAAGAAGUCGUCCACGCGCAAAAGUCGAGACUUAUGCUUCGCUCGCCAUGCCGGCAUCAGCUUACGAAAACGAAUCACUGAGAAAACAACACCGCUUCUGUAUGGCGCUACAGUCGCUCGUGACAAAUCGCGCAGAAACGCUUCCUCCUCGUUUAUCUCUUCUCCUUUGUCUUCCAUCUGUCAUCUGUGUUCCUUCCCUUCAUCAUCUCUCUCUCCUGUGUCUGCUUUCUCCUCUUCCUCCUCCUCCUCUUUCUCUCCUCUCUCGUCUUCGUUCGCUUCGACUCCCAUGUCGUUUUUUCUGAAAAGGAAUUGCAACGCCUGUUGGGGGAGAGAGAAAGACGCGGGGAAUCGCCUUUCUCUUGGAGAGACUGAAGCUCUUGCCGACUCGUCAGAGACACGACGUCGCUCGACUCUCGCCUUCGCCUUGCGGCAUUCGUUUCUUUGCCCUUCGCUUACGCGUUCUUCCUCGCGUGCGUCUCUCCCCUUUCAAGCCUCGUCUUCUUCUUCUCACUCUCGUUUGUCUGGUGCACUCUCGUCACCGCAUCAACUCUCCGAACGGAGACCUCUCGCCUCUUGGCGGUGCCUGUACUCUCUACUUGAGAGAGAGGCACGGCGGCGCCAGGAGGGCGGCGCGCGGGUGUUUUUCCUUUCCCAAGACUUGACCGAAGAUCUCGCUCACCGACUCAUCGCACAUCUUUUUUUUCAUGAUAGGGGAAACAGGAAGAAGUGCAACGUCAGGAGUGGGUGUGAGUCUUCUCAGCCUUGCCAGGCUCUUCCUGAGGCAUCUUUGGCUUCUUUGCCCUCUUCUUCGUCAUCUUCGUCCUUGCCACCGUCGUCAUCAGCAUCGCCAGCAUCUACGGCUUCUUCGUCGUUUUCAGCUUCUCCCUGUACAUCAUCUUCUCUUUCCGCAUUGUCUUCUUCUGCUUGCUCGUCUGCUUCUUCUUCCUGUUUCGUUUCUCCACCUGCGUCGCGUGAGGAAGCGAGACAACGCGACGUCACCUGCCUUCUGCGGAGGCUCACGGCGACGAGAGGAGAAGACUCCAGGUUGGCGCCCUCUGCUGACAGGCGGCUCUGGAAUCGCUCAACCGGCGGAGGAGAUUCCGACGUGGAUGUUGACCGCCCCAGAAAAACGGGAGGAAACCAGGAGGAAGGAGACGAACGGACGGCAGACGCCGACCCCUUUGUCAUUUUUGUGAAUUCAGCUGGUGGAUCUCUCAGUGCUGGACUUGCCUUGUUUGACGCCCUUUCGACGCUCCAGGCGCCGGUUUACACGGUGAAUUUAGGCCUCGCUGCGUCGGCGGCUUCUUUGCUGCUUGCGGCUGGCUCGGGUGGGCGUCGCUUCGCCGUCGAGCAAAGUUCUGUUCUGCUGCACCAGCCAGCAGGCAGUUUGGCGGGACGCGACUCCGAGCUUCAGGACGAGAGAAGAGAAGUCGAGAAACUCCACGAGAAAGUAGUCCGCCUCUACAGGUGCGAGACUGCCGAGGAGGCAACGCGGAGCGAGAGGACAGAGAGAGACACAAACGUACUCACGAGAAAGAGGGAGGAAUCGAGGAGAGAGCGGGAGGAAGACGAUCGUCCUUCAGAUGGGCACAACGAUGAGGUAACGGGCAGACCAGAGGCGCGGGUGAGGCGCGACAUCAAGGAAGAGAAAGUCUUGACAGCUGAGCAAGCUUGUGAAUACGGCCUCGUGGACGCAGUUCUGCCUCUCUUUGAUGCGAAGGAAAUUCGCGCUUAAACGGCCUUCAGUCGGCGCCGCUCCACGAGGUAUUUCCCAGAGACGCCCUGCGGGGCAUGGUCAUGCGGUGUACAUACACCCGAGGCGAGGAGAGAGAGAGGCAGUUGUCUGGUUUUGUGCAGAGUUCCGCUCACUUUCAGAGACAGGGAAUCUGUCAGGCAUCAAAGCGCUUUUGUUGCGUUCGUCGAGACGAGGCGUGGACGCGACUCCUACAGUAAAAACGAGGAAAGACGAGAAAUACGCGGUGUGUAUACACCCGAGAGAAGGCAGGCAGGAGGUGCCUGAGAAUCCUGUUUUAUCCUUAUGUGCGCGUUUGCAGCAGUUGCGGUGGACCCGUGAUGUUUUUUUCUUUCGGUAGACGAGAGCGAGACGGAUGCUGGGUCGUUUCUCUCAGCAUUUUUUGAGCAGUUCAGGGUGUAGGACAUCUUUUUGCCAACACUGAGAUAAAUGUGGGCUUGCUUGUAGAUAAAUACGUGAGUUUGUCUGGAUAUGUGUCGACUUCCGAAGGUGUAAGUAUACAAACAAAGGGAUGCAUCUAAUGUGGUUUGAGGCUACGCCUGCAAUGAACACAAGGGCCGCCGAGACUCUUUCCAUCUUUUGUCGGUCAAGUUCCGUACCAGGUGUAUCUGCAGGCGGGAGUACUAAUAACUGUGACAGAAGCUUCGGCGGGACUCCGUAUGAUCUCCAAAAGUCUGAACUUUU